Molecule: messenger RNA, 3230 nt
Organism: Rhineura floridana
Lineage: Eukaryota; Metazoa; Chordata; Lepidosauria; Squamata; Rhineuridae
Gene: TTLL6
Product: tubulin tyrosine ligase like 6
Exons: 14
Coding region: 59-2308 (749 amino acids)
Biological process (GO): protein polyglutamylation; microtubule cytoskeleton organization
Cellular component (GO): cilium
Molecular function (GO): tubulin binding; tubulin-glutamic acid ligase activity
Source: RefSeq, a predicted model, not a curated record
AUGACCAGUGAUAAAUCUGACCAACUGCAAAUACGAGAGUGUGCGUCGGGCUACUAGGAUGUGUGGCCUCCGUGAAGCAACUGAAGUUGACGAGUGGACUCUGUACUGGACAGAUUAUUCUGUCUCACUGGAACGAGUGAUGGAAAUGAAAAGUUAUCAGAAAAUAAACCAUUUUCCUGGGAUGUCUGAAAUCUGUAGGAAGGACCUUCUGGCCAGGAACAUGGGCAGGAUGCUAAAGCUUUUUCCUAAGGAUUUUAACUUCUUUCCCAGGACGUGGUGUCUUCCUGCUGACUAUGGAGAAUUGCAGGCCUUUGGCAGAUCAAAAAAACAUAAAACCUUCAUCUGUAAGCCAGAUUCUGGUUGUCAAGGUAGAGGCAUAUUCAUCACAAGAACUGUGAAAGAUAUCAAACCUGGAGAGGAUAUGAUCUGCCAGCUCUAUAUCUCAAAGCCUUUUAUUAUUGAUGGGUUCAAAUUUGAUCUCCGGAUUUAUGUGCUGGUGACAUCAUGUGAUCCACUACGGAUAUUUAUUUAUAAAGAGGGCCUUGCACGUUUUGCAACAUCUGCCUACUCAGACCCCUCACACAGCAACUUGGACGACGUCUGUAUGCACCUGACUAAUUAUUCAAUUAACAAGCACAGUGCUAAUUUUGUACGAGACACAGACUCUGGUAGCAAGAGGAAGCUGUCCACCUUUAAUGAACACAUGGAGCAAAAUGGCUUUGAAACUGAACAGAUAUGGAAGGACAUUGAAGAUGUUGUUAUUAAAACAUUGAUAUCGGCUCAUCCUAUCAUCAAGCAUAACUAUCUCACUUGCUUCCCCAACCACACCAUGUGGAGUGCUUGCUUUGAAAUCCUGGGAUUUGAUAUUUUACUGGAUCGAAAACUCAAACCGUGGCUGCUUGAGGUGAAUCAUUCUCCAAGCUUCAGUACUGAUUCAUGGCUGGACAAAGAAGUGAAAGACCAACUCUUGUAUGACACUCUGGUUCUGAUCAACUUGGGUGCGUGUGAUAAACGGAAAGUCUUGGAAGAAGAAAAACGGCGAGGAAAGCAGCGGCGUCUUAAGCAAUGCCGUAAUCGGGAAUCCAGGGCUCAGGAAUACAAGAACUGCCAAGCCGCUUGGCUCCAGCAAGCGGAGAAAUAUGAGGAAAAAAAUACCGGAGGCUAUCGCCGAAUAUACCCCACUUCUGACUCAGACAAAUAUGAUAAGUUUUUCCAACACAAUAAUUCACUCUUCCAGGAAACAGCAGCUUCCAGAGCACGUGAAGAAUAUGCCAGGCAGCAGCUCCAAGAGCUGCGUCUCAAACAAGAACAAAAAGCAGCCCUGCUGAGAGAAAAGAAGGCUGAGCUACAGGGAGAGUCUAGUGGAGAAAAGAUAAAGAUUUCCAGGCAAAAGGUGGUGAACAGAGCAAGUGUGGUGCCGGUCUCUGCCCAGCCUCAGGUUUGUUCAGAGUCUGGGCCUGGGACUGCCCUCCUGCUUGAACUUUUCGCAGAUGAGAAAGAAACCAGGAAAGAAGUGACUUGUGAUUCUUCAAGCCCUUGUAAGCAUGACAGCCAUCAGACUGGCAACUGUCCAGAGACCCUUCAAAAACUACCUGUCAGGCCUUACAGCUCUGUGCCUGACCUUACCCGACAGAACAUAUCCAGCACUCCAGAGCCGUAUAAUUCCAGUCCAGAAUUGAGGGAUGCCAUUAGCAGCCACCAUUCUGCAACAGACGUGACCAUUAGAUCAAGACUCCAGCCAUCAGAUGAAUUUAAGAAAGCAUGCGGUAAGCAAAACCCAUGUGCUCCCAAAUAUUUUCCAGCAAUGAUCCAUCCUCGUGCAAAGAGUUCAACAGCAACCAACAUGGCUUGCUCUGAAGGUCCAGCUAUUAAAAAUUUCCGCCCAUUCGGAGAACAGCCUUUCCGGUUUCGUAUUAGAGAAAACACAGCCUCCUCACACUCAGCAGUCCACAGGAUGAGAAUGAAGUUCUCUGAGAAUGACAAACAAAAAAGAGCCCUUUUGGCCUCGGAAUUCUUCAGCAAGCUGAAUUUCACACCAAUGGAGAAAAACUUCAGGCUUCCCUUGCAGCAGCACUCUCAUCACCUUGUCAACCGAGCAAAAAGUGCUUCCCUCCCAAGAGAAAUCCUGGGCAGCAGGAGCGCUACAUGCAGGAAGCCAGCAAAUUACUGCAACACACACCUCAUCACACAAAGGCCGAUGGUUCAGCAGCACAGCUUGCAAGACCUGCUGGUGAUUUCGCGGAUGCAUAACCAGUCAAAAAAAAACAGUGACCCAAUGUUGGAAGAUGGUUCUGUAAACAGAGUCUGAGUGGAUCUUUCACAAACAACAUAGGAUGGUUCAUGAAGCUUAAAAGAUGAUCUUUUCUAUUGAGAGACAUACUGAACUGUUUGAAUUGUUCAGCUAUAUCCUUUCCAAGUACAUUCCUAUGGAGCUUCCUUGCAGCCGGUGAAAUUUGACUUGUAAAAUGUUUUUUUGUUUUAAGUAAGCGGAUCUUGAGAUACUGGAAGCUUCUGAUUUUCUGCUCCCUGUGAAAGUGGCUGGUGCUUGCAAACUGGAAUAUUCUCUUCCAAAAAUUCCCAAGAAAAUGGUGAUAUUAAUUGACUAGAGGGUUAGUAUUGCUCCCAGUCAUAUCCUCCUCCUAGUUCUGCAGAGGAGGAUGGAGUCUUGCAGAGGGGAGGGGGAGUCUUGCACUAUGUUUUGCAAAUUAAAUGUUAAGGCCUGAGCUUGAUAUGGCACAUGACUACAUGACUCUUUCCCCUGAUGUUUUUCUUCAUGAAAAUUAGCAUUGGAUGCUAUGAUUGGGAGCACAAGAGUGCUGGAGGAAGGGAUGCUUAACCUCUCUCCAACUGUUCUGCCCUCUUAAAAAUCUUCACUCAGCUGAUUUUUCCAUCUGUGGGAGAAUGGGUCCCUAUAUUUCCCUCCCAUGGGGAAAAAAGCAGCUUCCACUCUAAAUGGAAAAAUAGCAGAAGGGAAUAGAUUUAAGCAGUCCUCCCUGCAACCCCUGCUGUUCCUUAUUGUAGCUCCCAAGGAUGCUUUUCAUUUUUAAAAAAGUUAGGGGAAAGAGACAGUCAUGUCUAGUUUAACUCUAAAUUCCUCACAUUUUUCAAAACAAUUUUAUGUUAGUAAACCUAGAGAAAAGUUGUGAAGAACAGACUGUUCACUGAUCUCAAUAAAGGCUUAAAGAUGGCAAAGAUUUGAGUGCAAAGGAGUUUGGCUUCCCACACUGGAA